Molecule: messenger RNA, 3731 nt
Organism: Bursaphelenchus okinawaensis
Lineage: Eukaryota; Metazoa; Nematoda; Chromadorea; Rhabditida; Aphelenchoididae
Source: the annotation of a GenBank genome assembly
AUGUCGUGUGGUUUGAGAACGUCUUCAGUUAGCCGAUUGGUUUCGAGACGUUAUGCUUCAGCCGGGCCCAAACGUACUGGUCCAAAUGUGGUACUGAUCGAUGCUGUUCGUACUCCAUUCGCGGUUUCACAAACUGUCUACAAGGACUUGAUGGCAGUGGAUUUGCAAAGAGCUGCGUUCUUGGGUAUGUCUUUGACUUUGCUUUGGUUUUUUAGGUAUCAAAUUGGAUCAGCUGGGAAGAACUAUAAUAUAGAUUUAUUAAAGUCUGGGUAUGGAUACGAUGGCAGAUUUGGGCUUAUUUCUUAUCUUUGUGGCCUGUUUUUUUAUGUUUUAGGCUUCAAAAUGAAUAAAAAGUGGAUCUAUGUCUAAAAUUUUGAUGUUUUCAUUAUGGUUCUUUAAUUUUUUUUAAUUUUAAGGGCUACACGAACGCACCAAGGUGCCAUUAGAGGAUGUUGGAUACAUUUGUGGAGGUACUGUCAUUCAAGAAGCUUUGACUUCGAAUAUUGCUCGUGAAGCUCAAUUACUGUCCGGGUUCCCUGAUUCUGUAAGUAUACUGUCAUUUUUUAUAGAAAAGGAGGUGUUUUUACAAAUUAUUGGUUCAAAAAUGGCAUUUUAAAUCAUUUUUUGAUUAAAAAAUAAAAUUUUCUAACUAUAUUUCGAAUGAACAUGGCAUUUUUGUCCAUUUCGGACUGAAAGAUUACUUUUUUAAUGAUAUUUGAGAAAAUUUGAAAUCUCAACUAAAUCUUGACCAAAAAAUCCAUCUCAAAGCACAAUGCUGGCUUCAGAUUCCCUCCCACACCGUAACUCUUGCCUGCAUUUCCUCAAACGUCGCCCUAUCAACUCUCCAAGCUCAAAUCCAAUCCGGCAAUUACGACGUAGCCAUAGCCGGAGGUGUAGAAUUCUUAUCCGACGCUCCAAUCAGAUACAACAGAGAGGUGCGAAAAGCCAUGUUUGGAAUGCAAAAGGCCAAAGCCCUGCCAGAUCGACUAAAAUUCGGUCAAAAAAUCAUUGGAGGCAUCUUCAGCCCACAAUUGCCAGCCGUAGCCGAGUUCACGUCUGGAGAAGUGAUGGGUCACAGUGCGGAUCGUCUGGCUUCGGCUUUUGGAGUGUCCAGAAAGUAGGUUAAUAUUAUGUUUUUAGAGGGGAAGGUGUGGAUAAUUCUAUGAUUUAUGAAUGAACCAGGGUGUGGAUAAAUGAUCAAGAGAAUGAGGAGGGGUGGUAAAAAAUUUUUUUUAAAUCUUUUUUUUCAGAGAACAAGACGAAUUUGCCCUCCGAUCCCACACUUUGGCCCAAAAAGCUCAGAAAGAAGGGAAACUGACCGAUGUUAUCCCCUUCUAUGACCCAACCGGAACUGCCAAGAAACCCUCAAUCUUCGAAGACAAUGGAAUCAGAAUCACGCCGAUCGAGAAGUUGUCUUCGCUGAAACCGGCCUUCAUUAAGCCUCACGGCACUGUCACUGCUGGUGGGUUUUAUAUUUUUUAAGCUUACAGUUGAUUUUUAAGCCAAAAGUUUUAGUUUUAGGCUAAAAAUAUAAUUUUUAAGUCUGAAAUUCAUUUUUAAAAAUUUCUUAAGCCUAUUUCAUUUUUAACCCUAAAAUAUUAUUUUUAAGCUUAAAGCUUUAUCUUUCGAUCUACAGGGUCAUUAGAGAAAUUUGAAGGUAAGUAAAAGCUUCGUACUCAAAAACUAGGAGUACUAAAAAGCCGAUUUUUUUUAUAUAGUACCCAAUAGUGGGCCAUUUUGGAAUUUUACUGUUUUGAUCGAGUUCGGCGGACGGUCGGCGGAGACGCAAAAUUUGUCAGAUUUUACCUUCAAAAGCUUCAAAUUUGGUCGAUUUUGUGUUUUGAAGGUACAGAAUAACAUACAUCUUUAUAAAAAAUUUAUUUUUCUCCGCGUCGGCGGAGACUGCAUUUUUACCGGCGAAGGCUUUAACUCGGCUCAAACUCAAUAUUUUCUCUUCGGACAAAAACUAGCAGAAUUGUGACAUUAAAACGCAUAAACUAGUACUAAUUUUGAAAAUUUUCCGUUAAUUUUAAAAAUUCGGCUGACAUUCAACUUUUCGGCGGAGACUAUUACUCAGCCCAAAAUUCAUAUUUUUUUCUUUAAACAAAAAGAUUUAGCUUUACAUUGUUUGUUUCUACGCGUAGUUUAAAUUUGUUAUUAUUUGGUUUAAGUUUGACAAUUCGGCGAAGGCACAUGAUUUCGGCGGAGAUCAUAACUCAGCUUAAAACUCAUAUUUUCUUCUCAAAUAAAAAAAAUUGAGUUCUUAGCUUUUUAAUCCACUUAACUUUUAAAUUUCGUCAUUUUUACGCUAAUAUUGACAAUUUGGCGGGAGCAGUGUUAUCGGCGGAGGCCAUAUCUUGGCCCAUAAUUGACGUGAACAUGAAAAGCUAUAGGAUUAGGAAUGUUAACAAUUUAUAAACAUUCAUUUUUUAUUGGGUGAGGUAAUAUUAAGUUUGGGGAAAGAUAUGGCCUCCGCCGAUAACACUGCUCUCCGCCAAAUUGUUAAUAUUAGCGUAAAAAUGACGAAAUUUAAAAGUUAAGUGGAUUAAAAAGCUAAGAACUCAAUUUUUUUUAUUUGAGAAGAAAAUAUGAGUUUUAAGCUGAGUUAUGAUCUCCGCCGAAAUCAUGUGCCUUCGCCGAAUUGUCAAACUUAAACCAAAUAAUAACAAAUUUAAACUACGCGUAGAAACAAACAAUGUAAAGCUAAAUCUUUUUGUUUAAAGAAAAAUAUGAAUUUUGGGCUGAGUAAUAGUCUCCGCCGAAAAGUUGAAUGUCAGCCGAAUUUUUAAAAUUAACGGAAAAUUUUCAAAAUUAGUACUAGUUUAUGCGUUUUAAUGUCACAAUUCUGCUAGUUUUUGUCCGAAGAGAAAAUAUUGAGUUUGAGCCGAGUUAAAGCCUUCGCCGGUAAAAAUGCAGUCUCCGCCGACGCGGAGAAAAAUAAAUUUUUUAUAAAGAUGUAUGCUAUUCUGUACCUUCAAAACACAAAAUCGACCAAAUUUGAAGCUUUUGAAGGUAAAAUCUGACAAAUUUUGCGUCUCCGCCGACCGUCUGCCGAACUCGACCAAAACAGUAAAAUUCCAAAAUGGCCCACUAUUGGGUACCAUAUAAAAAAAGAAUCAGCUUUUUAGUACUCCUAGUUUUUGAGUAUGAAGUUUUUACUUUCCUUCAAAUUUCUCUAAUGACCCUGUAUUUUCCUACUAAUGAACCCUAUUCCAGGUAACUCUUCCUUCCUGACCGACGGCGCCUCAGCAGCCCUGAUUUCGACCGAGGAAUACGCCCUUCGCAAAGGCUACAAACCAAAGGCUUUCCUACGCGAAAACAUGUUCGUAGCCCAAGACCCAAAGGAUCAACUCCUCCUAUCUCCAGCCUACGUCAUCCCACGCCUCCUGAAGCGGGUCGGCCUCAAACCUCAAGACAUUGACGUGUUCGAAAUCCACGAAGCUUUCGCCGGCCAGGUCCUGGCCAACCUCAACGCCAUGGACUCGGAUCACUUUUGCAAGAACAACAUUGGAUUAAGCGAGAAGUUGGGCCGCCUCCCCAUGGACAAGAUCAACUUGUGGGGCGGAUCCCUCAGUCUGGGCCAUCCCUUCGGCGCCACCGGUAUCAGAUUGGUCGCACACGCCGCCGCACGUCUAGAAGCCGAGAACGGCCGCUACGCCGUCAUCGCGGCCUGUGCAUCGGGUGGUGAAGGUGUUGGAGCGCUGGUCGAACGCUACCAACCCUCAAAGUAA